UCUCCACCGAAUUCUUUUCCUCCAAUGUCAUCCUGUUUUCUGAGUUCGCUGACGACAAAAUUUACCUUUUAGAUUAACUUAAUCGUUUGGUUGAAUCAAAAAUAAAAUAGUAUCAUCGAUGCAGCACACAUAACACCCAGAUAUAAUGGUAACCAACGGCCAUUACCAAACCAGAUUUAACAACAAAAUCAAAAGCUAACCACAGCAGAAAUACCAGUACCCGUUCCCAGACCCGACUGAAAACACGAAUAUUAAUCCGAAAAAAGGAACCGUUUUCACGUUGCAAAACCACUAAACCCGCUCAAGAAUAUAACAUUCAAAAUGCCCAUUGGAAGUAUUAUCAAGAAGGCAUCUAGCUAUAUACUAGGUGACGAAAGGUUGGACAAAAAAAUCGAUAUCUCUUACGAAGACAACGAAAUACUCUUCUGCAAGAAUAACGUUUGCAUUCAUCCACCGACCAUAGCGCGGGAUGAGUCCGAUAUAUUGCACAACCCGGGAUACUUGACGUGCACCACAAAGACCUUUGUGGAUCAGUAUAAUAGUGCGAAGAGGCCAACUCUGCUCCUCACCUGGAUACCCAACUCUUCGCUAUGUAAAUACACAAACCUGAGCACCGAGGACUGCAGGGGUCAGUGCAAUUCGCGAACCAAGUCGUCGCCGGAAUCCCGAAACGGAUAUUGUAACGUGACCAUACCUCAGACGAUCCAGGAGCGAGACAUCCGAGAGGAAGAUGAUAACGCGGCGGAGAUGCAGGAGCUGAAGAAUGAGCUGCAGCCCUUGCUCGGAGGUCAGGCCGCAUCCAUAGACGACUUGACGGCGCUGCUGAAGAAUAACCCCAUCACAUCGGUGAACAUAACGAUUUCGAAUCCUCAGAUCGAAAACAGUAAUAUAUCGCAGUCGUUCAACUGCAUAACCAUCCGGACGACAGAGGCAAAUGGCUGCGGCGAUUGUGCCAGUGGAACGAAUCCAAAUGGCGUUGGGGAGGGACCGGCAUCCGAGAAUCCCAAGUGGACCACACCGGAGCUGUUGGCCUUUCAGCAUAACUUGGAGUUUCCGGACAGCGGCAACUCCACACCGGCUGAUCGCCAGAGAUCCGCUCUUAAGUGCCGCCACUUUUCCGUGGACCUGAGCCAGAUGCGUUCGCUGCGUCUCUUCUUCAACGACGACAACUGCACAUCCGGUCAGCUGGUGAUUGCCUCUCGGGAAUCCCAGUACAAAAUACUCCAUUUCCACUACGGCGGCUUGGAUCACUUGGCGCAGGUUCUGCAUCAGUGGCACUGCUUUCUGCACAACAUCACAUCGGAAACGGGCCAGGACAAGUUCGAUUUGCCGUACAGGCAUUUCAUGGUCUGUCGGCCGGAGGUUAAGAAAUCGGAGAUGCACCCGGAUGAGGGCGAUGUCAAGAAGAUAACCACCAACUUCUUUUAUGGGACACUUUUGAACGAGAAGGGACAGAUAGAGGACGAUCUACUGCUUCGAAAGUGUGUAUUCUUCGGCGGUCUCGAGAAGAGCUUGCGGAAGACGGUGUGGCCUUUCCUCUUGAAAUGUUAUUCAUUCUCCUCAACCUUCGAGGAUCGAGCUGUAUUGAUGGACAUUAAGCGGCAGGAGUACGAGGAGAUUACGCGAAAGCGUCUGUACUCCAUGUCCCCAGAACUGCAGAUUCAUUUUUGGAAGACGGUGCAGUGUGUGGUUGAGAAGGAUGUGGUGCGCACAGAUCGCACGAAUCCAUUUUUCUGCGGCGACGAUAACCCCAACACGGAGGUCAUGAAAAAUAUUCUGCUUAACUUUGCUGUCUACAAUACUGGGAUGUCCUAUUCUCAGGGAAUGAGUGAUCUCUUAGCCCCAGUGUUAAGCGAGGUGCAGAACGAAUCGGAGACCUUUUGGUGCUUCGUGGGACUGAUGCAGCGAGCGUUCUUUGUGUGCACUCCUACCGACAGGGAUGUGGACCACAACCUAAGUUAUUUGCGCGAGCUGAUCAGGGUGAUGCUACCGCGCUUCUACGAACAUCUGGGACAGCACAACGACUCCAUGGAGCUGCUUUUCUGCCAUCGAUGGCUCCUGCUCUGCUUCAAGCGCGAGUUCACCGAAGCCGUCGUCAUUCGGAUGUGGGAGGCGUGCUGGUCAAACUACCUGACCGACUACUUCCACCUGUUCCUCUGCCUGGCGAUCAUUGCCGUCUACGCCGAUGAUGUGAUAGCCCAGAAUUUGCGGCCGGACGAGAUGCUGCUGCACUUUAGCUCACUGGCCAUGUACAUGGAUGGGCAGCUGAUCCUGCGCAAGGCGCGCGGUCUGCUCCACCAAUACCGACAGUUGCCAAAGAUACCGUGCACUUUGAGUGGCCUGUGCAAGCGGUGCGGCCCCGGAAUGUGGGACUCCGAGCAUCGGCCGGCGUUGGAGUGUGUGGGCCAUAGCGAUGACGAGAAGUGCUCGCUGUCUAUUGACUAGUUAUCUACAUAAAUCUACACUGUUUAAACUCAGCAAUAACUAUUGUUGUUGGCGACUGAUAAU
Drosophila kikkawai is the source of this 2508-nucleotide messenger RNA. RefSeq names its product TBC1 domain family member 16 (gene TBC1D16). Gene Ontology annotation, molecular function: GTPase activator activity. Gene Ontology annotation, biological process: activation of GTPase activity. Gene Ontology annotation, cellular component: early endosome. The record is from RefSeq and is a predicted model, not a curated record. NCBI's taxonomy places the organism in Eukaryota, Metazoa, Arthropoda, Insecta, Diptera, Drosophilidae.